AGUUUAGAAUCACACAGCGAUACUUCUCGCAGCAGAGGCCUGAAUCCUGUAGAAGCUGAAGAAUAUGGGGAGGCACCCAAGGCUAAAAAGGAGGAUGACAGUUUGCCAAAUCAAAUAGCAAGUCUGGUGGAGAGAAAGCUUAAGAAACAGGUUCACCUAAAGGAGAUAGGAACAGACAGUACUGAUAGCGCUAGAGAAGAAAGGGUCUCACUAAGUAUAUGGGACUUUGCCGGACACGACAUGUACUACACAACCCAUCAGGUGUUUCUGACAUGGCGAGCCAUCUAUGUGAUAGUCUUUGAUCUCAGUAGAAGUUUGGAUUCGGUCGUUCCUCCUGAAUCCAGAGACAAGUAUUAUGAAAUGGCUAAAGGAGGUGCGAAAUCAGAACUGACAUGUCUAGAGUUCAUCAAUUUCUGGUUGUGUUCCAUCUUCGCCCAUGCUGUGGCGCCCUCUUCGGUCAGGAAUAAGGAUACGUCUAAAACCGCUCAGAAAUCACCACCAAUAUUCAUCGUUGGAACCCAUCGAGAAAGUGUGCAAGGAUACGCAAAAGAGAAAAGGGAAAAAAUUGGCUCUGCCUUUGGGAAGAUCCGUGAAUCCAUCAUGAGGAGACCGUUUGAAUGCCAUGUGGUCCCCAAGUAUUAUGCCAUUGAAAACAGCUUAGAGGACAAAGACGAAGAGCUGGUCGAAUUGAGGGAACAUAUUGAGAAAGUAGCGAUGGAAGAGCCUUACAUGGGAGAAGAGAUUCCACUGAGAUGGCUCUUAUUUGAGGAUACUUUAGCUGCAGAUAAAGCCAAUUACAUUUCAUUAGAUCAGACCAAGGAACUGACGCUGCCAUUCGGGAUGGAAUCAGAGGGUGAACUUCUCACGAUGCUGACCUUCUACCACGACCUGGGUUACAUAGUCUACUACGGAGGCAUUGAAGACCAGCAGUCUCUCCUACGAGACAUAGUGAUCCUGAAUCCUCAGUGGCUAAUUGAUGUCUUCAAGCAGAUCAUAACCAUCCUGGAUCCUGCAGAGAUGGAAGGGAUCGUAAGUGAUGCGUGGACCACUCUUGAGAAGGAUGGUAUCUUAGAGGAUAGGUUGAUUCAGCAUAUGUGGCAAGGCUUCUUGGAGCAGAAGGAGGCCUUAGUCAAGCUCAUGGCCAAGUUUGAUCUCAUCUGUGAGGCUCCGGCAGAACGACACCAGCAAGAGCAACAGGAUGGAGUAGACACUGAGGUAUCAAAUGAAGCACAGAAGGUGGUAAGGAAGCGCUAUUACGUUCCUUCCAGGCUGACGUCCCGUUGCUCCCCAGAAGAGAUUGCGCAGAUCACGUCAUCUACAUACUUUUAUGUGGACUUCAGGGGCUUCUUACCAGAUGGGCUGUUUCAUCGGUUGAUGGCGAGAGCAGUCAGAUGGAUGGAUGAAAGAGAUGGACAACCAGUGAAUCUUUUCUAUCGUCACAUCAGUCUAAUGGUCGAUGAAGAGCAUCAUGCCUUAAUAGAGAUGUUACCCCCUCAUGAAGCAACUAUCAAGGUCACUGUAUACCGAGGAGAGGUUGCUGAUUCUGAUCAUGAUGGGGAUAGUCAUAAACAACCAGCCCCAAGUGCUGUCAAAGAGGUGAUGGACUUUGUAACGGAAACCCUUGAUAGUCUUAGGCAGCACUGGGCUAGGAGGAUCGAGUAUGAUGUCCGCUUCAUGUGCCCGAGACUGAAGUGCAGUGAGAAGAAACUGCUUAAAAACUGCUUCAAGGAAAAGUCACUCAAGUGUGGACUACAUAGCAUCCCUACGGCUGCAACCAAGUUCAAGUUUGGUAUGAGUGAGGAAGGGGUGGAAAGUCCAAUAACUUGCAAGGAAAGCAUCGUACUGUGCGCCCUUUACUUCAGUUAUCUUGCAGAGCAGAUAGGAUCAGAAUGGCGUCUGCUCGGAAUCAGACUAGAAUUAAACCCAGCAGAUAUUGACCACAUCACAGAGGACAAUGUAACAGCAGUGUAUCGCAUCCUUGCUAUGCUACAACUAUGGAAGAACCGAUCGUCAUGUUCGGAUAAGAGGAAGGUGGAGAAGCUUUGCAUGGCCCUGAGCAGCUGUAAUAGGACAGAUCUUGCAGAGAAAGUAAAAAAGGAGGCAGGAAUCUGCUAGAUUUCACAUCCACUGGACAUUGUAAUAAACGACAGCUAGAUAACUCCUUGAGUUUCACCCUAGAUUUUUUCGGGAAGGCACUCAAUAUGACAGCUAGGGAUAUAUGGCCUAUUAUCACUUUAAUAAUGUUUCCUUCAAGUAUUGGUGACUAUCCGUUGAAUGAAUACACAUGGGCUAGAAUUGAUAUGAAGGUGCUUUCUGCACUGUUUGCCUGAUAUUAUGUGUCGUAUGUCAUGGUAUAGUGUUUCAUACACUUGAGGCUCAAUCUAAGAGUUCAAAUCUUGUCAAUACAUUAAUCCACAUUUGCCACCCAGGUGUAAGUGGGUACCUGCAUUUGCAGCUUGGGAAAAUAUAAUUGCAGGGCCCUCAGGAAGAACAGGAUUGAUGCUGAUGAGGCUACCCUGGGUAUAAACAUGAUUAUUAGUAUGUUGAUAUUCAUAUGCAUAUACAGUCUGAACAAAAACUUAAUCCUUGAUGGCGUAUCUUACGAAAUAAAUAAUUCAGGAAAAGAUAUUUGCCUUGAAGUAAACUUGAUCUCUAGGGAUUCUAAGAGUAAAGUGUUGGGAGGUGUCCAUGUCAAGUGCAGGAAUGUGCAGAUUGUAAUCAUGACAGAUCAUAAGAACUUGUGUGAGAUACUUGAUACAACUACAAACAAAUGUGAAAGCAAUGACCUAUUUAUAUAAAUGUAUUUUGUUAAAUAGCAAAGUCGUGUCACUUUCAAUUGGUCCCAAUAAUGAAAUCGAUUAUGAGAAUAUGAAUGGAAAAUUGGUAGAAUUUAGUAAUAUGAAUAUCCAAUGUCGUUCUCAUUAAAAAAAAAUCAGAAAAUGUUUUUGUUUCACAAAAGAAUACUAUUACCUAUAAGUUAAUCUUGCAUUACAAGUUAAAUUAAACAAAAAUGUGUAGUACGAAAGCUGAUAAGUUGCGUAGCUUACAGAACCGAUAUAACAUGUGUAUGUU
Molecule: messenger RNA, 3072 nt
Organism: Strongylocentrotus purpuratus (purple sea urchin)
Lineage: Eukaryota; Metazoa; Echinodermata; Echinoidea; Camarodonta; Strongylocentrotidae
Product: probable serine/threonine-protein kinase qkgA
Exons: 15
Coding region: 241-2115 (624 amino acids)
Biological process (GO): netrin-activated signaling pathway
Cellular component (GO): membrane
Molecular function (GO): netrin receptor activity; protein binding
Source: RefSeq, a predicted model, not a curated record